UUCAGUUACGUCGGUAUAUUCAUUCGUUUCUGUUCUUAAAAGUGUCAAAAAGUGACUCCAAACGGAAAUGUGGCUGGUCGUGGUUCAGGUUUUGCUCAGUUCGACACUUUUGAUAAUUUAUUUUGGUCUGAAAUAUCAUUACAAUCACUGGAAGCGUAAACAGAUUCCAUACGUGGCUUCUAAUGCACUCGAUCUUGAUUGGUAUAAUUUACCAGAGGUGAAAUACUACUCGCGGAUUUAUCAUCGCUUGGAAGGUCACAAAUUUGGCGGAUUUUACCAUAAAUUUGUUCCCAAGUUGAUGGUUCGCGAUCCGGAACUCAUUAAACGUAUUUUAAUCAAAGAUUUCGAGUACUUUAAUAAACGUGCUGGUAUAGUUGUUCACGAUGAAAAAGAACCUCUUACUAUGCAUAUGUAUCAUGCUCAUGGACCAUUUUGGAAAAAACUAAGAGUCAAAUUAGCACCCACUUUUACUACCGGGAGGAUGAAACACAUGUUCAGUUUAGUGGAAGAAUGCGCCAAAGAGUUGAGCAUAAAGAUGGAAGAACAAACUAGAAACAACGACGUAAUGGACGUAGAACAUUACACUCUUCGUUACACCAUCGAAGUAAUAUCUUCGUGUGCUUUUGGCUUGAAAGCUCGAACUAUUCAAGAUGGCAGCUCGAUAUUCAGAUCAAUGACUUUAAGCAUUUUUGAUAGUAAUUUACCAAAAAGACUAUUAGCGAAUAUUGCCACAGUAUUCCCUUUGUUCAAAAAAAUUUUCGGAUUAUAUUUAUCUGAUAAAUUGGCUAUACACUUUUUCCAUAAACUUACCAAAGAUUUGGUUCAUUAUCGCAGAAAUAAUUCCGAAAGCAGAAAUGACUUCUUUCAGUUGUUACUCAAUAUGAGAGAUGAUGAUGAUCAACAAAAAGGUCAGAAGCAAGGUGAAGAUAACUUAGCAAUGACCGAUGAACUCAUGACAGCGCAGAGUUUCUUUUUUUUCGUCGCUGGGUUUGGUACGUCCAAUCUCGUACUGAGUGGAACUUUAUUCGAACUGGCUCUCCUGACAGAUAUACAGAAAAAACUUAAAGACGAAAUCGACGAGUAUUUGCAAAAAUACGAUGAUAAAAUUACCUACGAAAUGGUCAAAAGCAUGCCAUAUUUGAAUCAAGUGGUUUCAGAAGCCUUGAGGAAAUUCCCAGUAUUCGGAGGUUUGAGUAGAAUCUGCGUUAGAGAUUAUCAAAUACCAAACACCGAAGUGGUAAUCGAAAAGGGUACCGAAGUAUAUAUUCCUAUUGCUGGAUUACAAUCAGAUCCUCAGUAUUUUCCGAAUCCUGAGCAGUUCGAUCCAGAUCGAUUCAAAGAUUUUAAUAGUUCUCCUGGUCGGAAUGCAUACUUACCUUUUGGAGAUGGUCCCAGGAGUUGUAUCGGAUCCAGAUUUGGCCAAAUGACUGUUAAAUUAGCUUUGGUAUAUUUGCUUCGAGAUUUCAAUUUCGAACCGUGUUCGAUGACUCAGAUUCCUUUAGAAUAUAAACCUUUCAGGGUUGCAACCUCUCUUAAUCACGGGAUAUUUUUAAAAUGUAGUAAAAGAUGCGAGGAGGAUUGGAAAUAUUCGACGAGAAGUGAACCGAUCACUAUGCAUAUCUUUGGUGCUCAUGGAUCACUUUGGAGAAAACUAAGGACCAAAUUGACACCCACUUUCACUUCUGGAAAAAUGAAAUAUAUGUUCAGUUUGGUGGAAGAAUGCGCCAAAGAGUUGAGCGAAGAGAUCAGCAAACAAAUCGAAAUCAACAACACAAUUGACAUGAAAGAGUUCACCGCUCGUUACACAAUUGAAGUAAUAUCUUCGUGUGCUUUCGGCCUAAAAGCUCGUACCAUUCAAGAUGGCAGUUCGAUAUUCAGAUCAAUGGCUUUGAGCAUUUUUGAUACUCGCUUAUACAACAGACUAUCUUGGAUUAUUGGGUCAGCAUUCCCAUGGUUAAAAAACAAACUAGGAUUGCGUUUGUUCAAUAAAUCGGCGAUAAACUUUUUCUAUAAACUUACUCAAGAUCUACUUCACCAUCGUGAAAAUAAUGCUGUGAGCAGGAACGACUUCUUCCAAUUGUUGAUCAACAUGAGAGAUUGUGAUGGUGAACAACACGUCGUAAUCAAGAAGCAAGACCAAGACAAGCUAAUCAUGACCAAUGAACUCAUGACAGCGCAGAGCUUCUUAUUUUUUAUUGCUGGAUUUGAUUCGUCGAGUAUGGUACUGAACGGAGCUUUAUUCGAACUGGCUCUCUAUACAGAUGUGCAGAGAAGAGUUCAACAUGAAAUCGACGAGUAUUUGCAAAAAUACGAUCAAAAAAUUACCUAUGAAAUGGUACAUUGCAUGCCAUAUCUGAAUCAAGUGGUCUCAGAAGCUCUGAGGAAAUACCCAAUUGUAGGAAGUUUGAGCAGAGUCUGUGCUAAAAAUUACCAAAUACCUAAUUCUGAAGUGGUAAUCGAAAAAGGUACCGAGGUGCUGAUUCCUAUUGCAGGAUUACAUUCAGAUCCUGAGUAUUUUCCGAAUCCUGAACUAUUUGACCCAGAUCGGUUCAAAGAUCCAUGUAGUUAUCCGGGACGAAAUGCAUACCUACCUUUUGGAGAUGGUCCCAGAAAUUGCAUCGGAUCAAGAUUUGGCCAAAUGACUGUUAAAUUGGCUUUGGUAUAUUUACUUCGAGAUUUUAAUUUCGAAUCGUGCUCGAUGACUCGAAAUCCGUUAGAAUAUAAACCUUUCCGGAUUACCACUUCUGUCAAACAUGAGAUAUUUUUAAAAUGUAGAAAAAACGGAGGAUGCGUUUCUAAGAACUGCUAUUGUAGAAAAUACUUCUACGAAUGCCAGAGUAAAAUCGUCAAUUUUCAGGAUCCUGUCGUAGAGGUGCCAGCUAUCGUUCCAGCUAUUGUCGCAGGCCCUCAGUCAGCUGUUGUGGCUCCGCCAUCGGAUAGAGAAAGAAUUAGAACUCAAGAAUUCGAGAUGACCCUACCUGCUAGGAGAGCGCAAGUAUACUCUGAAUCCGUCGACGGCAGCGGCAUAAUUCGCACGAGUCGUUUACCUAGACUAGUUGAUGUGGAGACUGAUGUGGAAAAGUUAUCCACCUUAAUCGGAAGUAUCAGCGAAAAACUUCGAGAUGUGUAA
Messenger RNA from Planococcus citri (citrus mealybug), 3130 nucleotides. RefSeq lists its product as uncharacterized. The transcript is spliced from 12 exons. Lineage: Eukaryota; Metazoa; Arthropoda; Insecta; Hemiptera; Pseudococcidae. Gene Ontology annotation, molecular function: iron ion binding; oxidoreductase activity, acting on paired donors, with incorporation or reduction of molecular oxygen; monooxygenase activity. Bases 68 to 3130 code for a protein of 1020 amino acids. The record is from RefSeq and is a predicted model, not a curated record.